AUGUUCUUUCAAAGCUUUAAAAUAUGUUAUAUUCUUGGAAAGCGCUCUAGAUCAAAUGUCAGUGAAUCAGGCAAUUGGUUUAAUGGUGUUUGGAAUUUGACUGUGGACAUUAAUUUGGAAUUGCUUCAAGGCUCGACAAGAACUGAUUGGGAUGAUCUUCCAAAUAGUCUGAUUAAUGUUUACCUUAUUCCUGAUAGACUUGAUACAUUUGUUUAA
Messenger RNA from Lathyrus sativus (Indian pea), 216 nucleotides. NCBI's taxonomy places the organism in Eukaryota, Viridiplantae, Streptophyta, Magnoliopsida, Fabales, Fabaceae. The record is from the annotation of a GenBank genome assembly.